Molecule: messenger RNA, 1609 nt
Organism: Melospiza melodia melodia
Lineage: Eukaryota; Metazoa; Chordata; Aves; Passeriformes; Passerellidae
Product: SNW domain-containing protein 1-like
Biological process (GO): mRNA splicing, via spliceosome
Cellular component (GO): spliceosomal complex
Source: RefSeq, a predicted model, not a curated record
AUGGCACUCACCAUUUUUUUGCCAGCUCCAACCCAUUUGUCCCGGGAUCAGCUAGAACUAGAAGAAAGAGCAGGAGCUCAGAGAUCCAGGCAGACUGCUCUGGUCUCCUCACAAAGGGCACCUCCCCCAUAUGGUUACCGGAAAGGAUGGAUACCACAGGCCCUAGAGGAUUUUGGAGAUGGGGGUGCCUUCCCAGAAAUUCAUGUGGCCCAAUAUCCAUUGGAUAUGGGCCAAAAGAAGAAAAUUUCCAAUGCUUUGGCUCUUCAGGUGGAUGCAGAAGGAAAAAUAAAAUAUGAUGCAAUUGCUCGACAAGGACAGUCAAAGGACAAGGUUAUUUACAGCAAGUACACAGAUCUUGUGCCAAAAGAGAUCAUGAACGUGGAUCAUCCUGAACUGCAAAGACCAGAUGAGAACACAGUUAGAGAAAUAACAAAGAAGACAAGAGAAACCUUGGAGAAGUUAGUCUCCCAGAAAGUUGCAGCAGCCAUGCCAGUUGGAGCUGCAGAGAAGGCAGCUCCUGCACAGUAAUCUCAGCAAGGAGCUGCAUUCAACUCUGGAGCAAGGCAGAGAGUGAUUCGGGUGGUGGAAAUGCAAAAGGAGCUUUUGGAGCCUCCAAGAUUCAAAAGCAACAAGAAGAUUCCGCGAGGACCACCGUCUCCUCCAGCACCUGUAAUGCACUCUCCAAGUAGAAAGAUGACUGUGAAAGAGCAGCAAGAGUGGAAAAUCCCUCCGUGCAUUUCAAACUGGAAAAAUGUGAAGGGUUACACCGUUCCCUUGGAUAAGCGUCUGGCUGCAGAUGGCAGAGGAUUGCAGACUGUUCAUAUUAAUGAGAACUUUGCCAAACUUGCUGAGGCGCUCUAUAUUGCUGACAGAAAGGCUCGUGAGGCAGUAGAGAUGCGAGCCCAGGUGGAGAGGAAGAUGGCUCAGAAAGAAAAAGAGAAACAUGAGGAAAAGCUCAGAGAAAUGGCUCAGAAAGCCAGGGAGAGAAGAGCAGGGAUCAAAACCUGUGUUGAAAAAGAGGAGGGAGAAGCUCGAGGAAGAGAUGAGAUCAGACAUGACCAGCGCAAAGAGAGACAGCACGACAGAAAUCUCUCCUGGGCAGCUCCUGAUAAAAGGUCAAAGCUGCAGAGAAAUGAGAAGAGAGAUAUCAGUGAAGUUAUUGCCCUGGGGAUGCCCAUCCGAAGGCCAUCCAACGAAAUCCAAUAUGACCAGAGGCUGUUCAACCAGAGCAAGGGAAUGGACAGUGGCUUUGCUGGAGGAGAGGAUGACAUCUAUAAUGUUUAUGACCAGCCAUGGAGAAGUGGCAAGGAUAUGGCCCAAAACAUCUACAGGCCAAGUAAAAAUAUGGAUAAGGAUAUAUAUGGGGAUGAUCUAGAGGCUCGAAUAAAGACCAACAGGUUUGUUCCUGACAAAGGGUUUUCUAACUUGGAUCAUAACAGCAGUGGCAGGAGCAGAGAUGGACCAGUGCAAUUUGAGGAGGAUCCAUUUGGUUUGGACAAGUUUCUGGAAGAAGCCAAGCAACACAGUGGUUCUAAACAGCCAUCAGACAGCAGCUGCCCUAAGGAACAUGAGCUUCAGAGCAAAAAGAGAAGGAAGGACUGAAUGUGCU